ACAUAAACAAUAAAGAAGGAAACUUAGAUCGUAGGGCAGACGAUAGAUAACCCUGGAUUGAUGAUUUUCUAACAUUCCAUCAUCCCGAAGAGACGAAUCUUUCUCGGAGCGGAUACCGAAUUUUCAAAUAAAAACAAUCUAAUAACCCUAUCUCUCAAUUUUUUCGAUUGAAUUGGUACAUUGUUGCAGAACAAGGAAAUACAGAAAAAGAGGAAGAAGAAGAAAAUAGAAAAGACGAGGACGCAGUUUUGAACGAUGUCUGCUGCGGUGUGUGGAAGCAAGAGAUCUUUCUUUGAAGACCUUCCUCCUUCACCACCAGUUUCUUCAACCAAGAGGCUUCGUUGUUCCUCUUCUCCGAUUCGUCUUUCUUUUCCUACCCUAAUUGAUCAUCUUCGUAAUCUCUUUCCCAACAUGGAUGAUCAGAUCAUUGAAAGAGCGUUACAGGAAUGUGGCAAUGAUUUAGAUGCUGCUAUUAAGAGCUUGCACGGGCUUUGCUUAGGAUCUGCUGAUGAAAAUUCUGUACUUGCUCCACAACCUGAUGCUGCAGUUGAAACAGGUGUUUUUGAAAACAACGGGGAUGCUUCUGCUUCUGGGAACCAGCCUGCUGAAAACAAUCUUCCCGCUGAUGGACCUGGAUGGAUCAACUUGUUUGUUAGUGAAAUGUCAUGUGCCACUAGUGUUGACGAUGCUAGAGCCCGUGCUGCUAAACUGCUUGAGGUUUUGGAGAAAUCGAUCAGCACACAUGCGAGUUCUGGGGAAAUAACUGAUCUUCAAAAGGAAAAUUUGAUGUUGAAAUAUCAGAUUGAAGUCUUGACUAAGGAGAGAAAUUGUUUUAAAAGUGCUUUUAGAAUCCAGCUUGAACGCCUUUCUGAUUAUGAGGAUAAAGACCGAGAGUUGCAACAGUUGAAGCAGUUGGUGUCUCAAUACCAGGAACAGAUCAGAACUCUUGAGGUUAACAACUAUGCCUUGCAAAUGCAUCUGAAUCAGGCACAAAAAUACAACAACCCUUUUCCUGGGCGUUUCCCCCCGAUGGCUUCUAAUGCAAUCAGCGGGUAGAAUAGCACAGUCGAGGCAGUUAAAUAGCUGUAUCGGGUUAAUUUAUUAUGUAUCUGGUGUUUUAUUUUUCCAAAAGAAGUAUUUAUUGUUUCUUGUUACAGUUUGUGUAGCUCCUGUAGGCCAAGGAAAUGUAGCUAUUCUUAGUUCAGGGGUGAAUCUAUCUUAUCAACCUGGAAUAGAACUGAUAAUAAUAUUCUUCAGUUAAUUCAAUUAUUUAUUCUUCACUGAA
Medicago truncatula (barrel medic) is the source of this 1285-nucleotide messenger RNA. RefSeq lists its product as uncharacterized. Gene Ontology annotation, molecular function: ubiquitin binding. Lineage: Eukaryota; Viridiplantae; Streptophyta; Magnoliopsida; Fabales; Fabaceae. Bases 256 to 1056 code for a protein of 266 amino acids. The transcript is spliced from 5 exons. The record is from RefSeq and is a predicted model, not a curated record.